Molecule: messenger RNA, 2491 nt
Organism: Brachypodium distachyon (stiff brome)
Lineage: Eukaryota; Viridiplantae; Streptophyta; Magnoliopsida; Poales; Poaceae
Product: cellulose synthase-like protein E2
Exons: 9
Coding region: 149-2362 (737 amino acids)
Biological process (GO): plant-type primary cell wall biogenesis; cellulose biosynthetic process
Cellular component (GO): trans-Golgi network; plasma membrane
Molecular function (GO): mannan synthase activity; cellulose synthase (UDP-forming) activity
Source: RefSeq, a predicted model, not a curated record
CAUUAGUCUCUGCUUCCUCUGUUUCUAAAUACUUGAAGGGAGUACUACAGUUUGGCGGACUCUUAGAAAAUGUUCUCUAACACAGAAGCGCCUCCAACGGAGUCUUGUGCUGCUACUGCUAUUACUGAACGUUGACCAUCUGGCAGUGAUGGCCGGGAGUAGCAUCCCCGGCGGCGGCGGCGGCCUACCGCUGUUCACGACGGAGAAGCCGAAGCGGAUGGCGGCGUACCGGCUGUUCUCAGGCACCAUCUUCGCGGGGAUCCUGCUCAUAUGGCUGUACAGAGCCACCCACAUGCCGCCGAGGCAUAGCAGUGGCUUGGGGUGGCGGGCGUGGCUCGGGCUGCUCGUGGCGGAGCUCUGGUUCGGCCUCUACUGGGUCCUCACCCUCUCCGUGCGGUGGAACCCCAUCCGCCGAACCACCUUCAAAUACCGCCUCUCGGAAAGCUAUGAUGAGGACCAGCUUCCAGGCGUGGACAUAUUUGUGUGUACAGCAGACCCAGCUCUUGAACCACCGAUGCUUGUCAUCUCCACUGUUCUAUCUGUUAUGGCUUAUGACUACCCGCCGGAGAAGCUAAACAUCUAUUUGUCUGAUGAUGCUGGUUCCGCUGUAACAUUCUAUGCUCUCUAUGAGGCAUCUGAGUUUGCAAAGAACUGGAUUCCAUUUUGCAAAAAUUACAAGGUGGAGCCAAGGUCACCAGCUGCCUACUUUGCCAAUAUAGCUACACCUCAUGAUGCUUGUAGCCCUGAAGAGUUAUGCCGCAUGAAGGAGCUGUACGAAGAUCUGACUGAUCGCGUGAACUCGGUAGUAAAAUCAGGCAAGAUUCCUGAGGUUGCAGAGUGCAGUUGCAGAGGCUUCUCUGAAUGGAAUGGGGCGAUAACUUCUGGUGCUCACCCUGCAAUAGUCCAGAUUCUAAUUGAUAGAAACAAACGGAAGGCAGUUGAUAUAGAUGGAAAUGCAUUGCCAAAACUUGUGUAUAUGACACGUGAGAAGAUACCUCAGGAACAACAUCACUUCAAAGCUGGAUCAUUGAAUGCUUUGAUAAGGGUAUCUUCGGUGAUAAGCAACAGCCCAAUCAUUAUGAAUGUUGAUUGUGAUAUGUACUCCAACAAUUCAGAGUCCAUCAGGGAUGCAUUGUGUUUCUUCCUAGACAAAGAGCAAGGUCGAGAUAUUGGUUUUGUGCAGUACCCUCAGAACUUCGAUAACGUUGUGCACAAUGACAUAUAUGGCAAUCCCAUCAAUGUUGCCAAUGAGUUGGAUCACCCUUGCUUGGAUGGAUGGGGAGGUAUGUGUUACUAUGGCACUGGAUGCUUCCAUCGGAGAGAGACCCUAUGUGGACGAAUGUUUAGUAAAGAUUACAAGGAAGAUUGGGCUAGUGGGGUGGGGAAAGCAGAAGAUGCCAAUGAGUUGGAAGGAGUAUCGAAGCCACUUGUGGCAUGCACAUAUGAGCACGACACCCUCUGGGGGAUUGAGAAGGGAGUUACAUAUGGGUGCCCACUUGAGGAUGUCAUCACAGGAUUGAAGAUCCAAUGCCGUGGAUGGAGAUCGGUGUACUACAACCCGACAAGAAAAGGCUUCUUAGGCAUGGCCCCCACCUCACUAGGCCAGAUCUUGGUUCAGCAGAAGAGAUGGUCAGAAGGGUUCCUCCAAAUCUCCCUCUCGAAAUACAGCCCCUUCUUAUUAGGCCUUGGUAAGAUCAAGCUGGGGCUUCAAAUGGGUUACUCAGUCUGCGGCUUCUGGGCCCUGAAUAGCUUCCCCACCUUAUACUAUGUCACCAUCCCUUCACUUUGCUUCCUCAGUGGCGUCUCUGUUUUCCCUGAGAUAACUAGCCUAUGGUGCAUUCCCUACAUAUACGUCUUGGUGGCUGCAUACUCCUGCAGCCUAGUAGAGUCUCUGCAAUGCGGUGACAGUGCGGUAGAGUGGUGGAACGCACAGAGGAUGUGGCUCAUCAGAAGGAUCACCUCAUAUCUCCUGGCAUCCAUCGACGUGAUCUGCGGAAUGCUUGGCCUCUCCGAGUUCGGGUUCGACCUGACAACAAAGGUAAGCGACUCGCAGGCUCUGGAGAGGUACAAGAAGGGGAAGAUGGAGUUCGGGUCCAUCUCGGCGAUGUUCGUGAUCAUCUGCACGAUCGCACUACUCAACCUGGUGUGCAUGGUGCUCGGACUGGGCAGAGUUUUCUGGCGCGAAGGUGCAGAGGGUUUGGGACCAUUGUUUCUCCAGGCUGCUCUCUGCACGGCGGUAGUGGCCAUCAAUUACCCGGUCUAUGAGGCGCUCUUCCUCCGCAGGGACGACGGCCGCUUGCCUGUUUUCAUCAUUCCAAUUGCCCUUUGCUUUGUGUCGUCGCUUUGCAUACAGGCUAUGUAAAUGGAUUCGGUGCUGGAACUAUAAACGAAUAUGUAUUCAAGCCUUUUUUUAGGGACGUUUUGAAACAAAGCUUGCAAGUGGUGCCAAGAGUGAGAUUAACAGCUAUGCAAGUAUAAAAGUUUCGGAAAA